Scheffersomyces stipitis CBS 6054 is the source of this 958-nucleotide messenger RNA. RefSeq names its product 60S ribosomal protein uL6 (gene RPL9B). Gene Ontology annotation, molecular function: rRNA binding; structural constituent of ribosome. Gene Ontology annotation, biological process: cytoplasmic translation. The record is from RefSeq and is a predicted model, not a curated record. Gene Ontology annotation, cellular component: ribosome; cytosolic large ribosomal subunit. Lineage: Eukaryota; Fungi; Ascomycota; Pichiomycetes; Serinales; Debaryomycetaceae. The transcript has a single exon. Bases 17 to 592 code for a protein of 191 amino acids.
ACCGUCGUCAAUCAAAAUGAAGUACAUCCAAACCGAUCAAAUCUUAGAAAUCCCAGAAGGCGUCCACGUCAACAUCAAUGCCAGAUCCAUCAAGGUCACUGGUCCAAGAGGUGAAUUGACCAAGGACUUGAAGCACAUUGAUGUUACCUUCACCAAGGUCAACAACAGAGCUAUCAAGAUCACUGUCCACAACGGUGACAGAAAGCACGUUGCUGCUUUGAGAACUGUCAAGUCUUUGAUUGCUAACUUGAUCACUGGUGUCACCAAGGGUUACAAGUACAAGUUGAGAUACGUCUAUGCGCAUUUCCCAAUCAACGUUAACAUCGUUGAAAAGGACGGUGACAAGUUCGUCGAAAUCAGAAACUUCUUGGGUGAAAAGAGAGUCAGAAACGUCAAGAUCUUCGAAGGUGUCACCAUCGAACAAUCUGCCAACCAAAAGGAUGAAUUGGUUGUUUCCGGUAACUCUUUGGAAGCUGUUUCCCAAAACGCUGCUGAUAUCCAACAAAUCUGUCGUGUCAGAAACAAGGAUAUCCGUAAGUUCUUGGAUGGUAUCUAUGUUUCCGAACGUGGUACUAUUGUUGAAGAACUCUAAGUUAUUGGUGCUUUGUCCAUAAUUUAGUAUCCUUUUUUCCAAGAAGGAGGGUGCUUGUGUACUAAUACAUUUCUCUUCUUUAUAUCUUUUUGUUGAGUUUCCAGGGUUUAUAUAGUUCAAUAUUUGGUUUUAUUAUUGGGUUAACCCUGUCUCAAUCGUGGAUCGUUAUCGAGCUCAUUACAAUGCAGAGCCACCUACGAUCCACCUGUAGAAGCGCGCAAGAGACGACGGUUAGAUGAUAUUGCUAGCAAAGUUUGAGUAGAAGGGAUUUUUUUCGAAAAAGUUUGCUAGUAGUUUUGUCUGCUGAAGUUUCUUAAAUUUGCAUUGUUAAAAGUUUGAGCUAUCUUGCGAUUUCAUCGAAGGAAC